Jatropha curcas is the source of this 1336-nucleotide messenger RNA. It is a transcript of the gene DRT102, whose product is annotated as DNA-damage-repair/toleration protein DRT102. Gene Ontology annotation, molecular function: isomerase activity. The record is from RefSeq and is a predicted model, not a curated record. Gene Ontology annotation, biological process: carbohydrate metabolic process. NCBI's taxonomy places the organism in Eukaryota, Viridiplantae, Streptophyta, Magnoliopsida, Malpighiales, Euphorbiaceae.
UGAAGAUUGGGAAACGUCUCUGUUGACAAAAAAAAUCAGACUAAUCGACAAAAACCGUCCCGAUUCAUCUUAUCUGCUCUGCUCUUCACUCUACUUACUCAUCACUCCCAUUCGCCAUCUCCAAGCCACAACCACAACAAAUGGCCGAAACCGCCACCAACACCACCACUACGCGGCCUCUCAAAGUCAUUACUGGAGCGGACGCUUACGGCUGCACUCUAAAAGACGCUCUCGUUUCUCACCUCCGAUCUCUCAACAUAGACGUCGAAGACCUUGGCACUUCCUCCUACUACUCAAUCGCUGCCGAGGUCGGCCGCCGUGUCUCCGCUGCCAACUCCAAAUCUCCUUCCUCACCUUCUCCUGAAAUCCGCGGUCUUGUCGCCUGUGGAACUGGCGUUGGUGUCUCCAUCUUCGCCAACAAAUUCCCCGGCGUUUUCGCCAACACCUGUCUUUCCACCGCCGAUGCAAUCAACACUCGAUCUAUUAACAAUUGCAAUGUCCUCGCCGUAUCCGGCCUGGCUACAACUCCAGAAUCUGGCAUAGAAAUUCUUGACGCUUGGCUUAAUACUCCUUUCAAAGCUCCAUGUCCUGCUUUUGGUUCCACUCCUUAUAAUGAAGAAAUAUCUUCUUUUCUUGAUAACUCUCUUGUAGAAAUGCCAAAAAUUGGACAAGAAGAUAAGAAAGAAGAAACGUCAACUUUAAAUCCUUGUGCUUUAUGUUGUUUAGUCAAGAACAGAAAGCUAGAUCCUAUUGACAUAAUUCCAGGUGGUUCGAUGAAGAUAGUAAGGGAAAGUCCAACAUCAGCCUUUGUAAGCUUUAAAGCAGGGAGUGUAGAGCCAGCACAUCACCAUACAUUUGGGCAUGAUUUGGUGGUGAUUAAAGGAAGCAAGAGAGUGUGGAAUUUGAGCAAGAAGACGAAAUAUGAUUUGGUUGUUGGUGAUUAUUUGUUUACUCCAGCUGGGGAUGUGCAUAGAGUCAAGUAUUUUGAGGAUACUGAGUUUUUCAUCAAGUGGGAAGGGCAGUGGGAUAUUUUCUUUGAUGAAGAUCUUGAAGUUGCUAAAAGUGCUAUCGAGAAAGAAGCAGAGGAUGGAUUUCAGUGGAUAAAGUAAGGAUUUUGAGCUGUGUUUGUCUUUCUUUUGUAUAAUGCCUGCUAUGUGUUUGUUGUUUGGCUCUUUGAUUAUUUUAAUUGAGUCAUCUGUAUGUUGAGAGUAUGGAGAUGAGGUCUGUUUUAAUUUGCCGUUGGUCAGUAUCCUUGUUUGGAUGUUAAUACAUAGAUAAAAAUUUGUAUAUCAGAAGCAGGGACUAUGAAUAAAUGUUACUAGAGUGUAAUUCAGUU